Drosophila albomicans is the source of this 1365-nucleotide messenger RNA. RefSeq names its product gustatory receptor for sugar taste 64b (gene Gr64b). The record is from RefSeq and is a predicted model, not a curated record. Gene Ontology annotation, biological process: detection of chemical stimulus involved in sensory perception of taste; sensory perception of sweet taste. Gene Ontology annotation, molecular function: sweet taste receptor activity. Gene Ontology annotation, cellular component: membrane. Lineage: Eukaryota; Metazoa; Arthropoda; Insecta; Diptera; Drosophilidae.
AUGGCCGGCCGACAGGUGCCGCAAUUAGCCUUAAAUUGUAGUAAAUACUUGCUGCUGAAUUGUAAAAAAACAACCACGCCCCCAUCAUCAUCAUGCUUCAUACACAACUGUCAACUUGUCGCAAGCACACGCUUCACUCAUAGUUCAGUUUUGACCAUGCCACAAGGCGAAGCUUUCUAUCGCGCUGUUUCGCAAGUACUUUUUAUCUCACAAAUCUAUGGUCUGCUGCCUGUGAAUAACAUUCGUUCGCUCGAUGACGAGAAUAUCAAAUUUCGCUGGCUUAGUCCACGCACGUUUUACUCGGCCAUCAUUUUGUUGCUCAAUUGUUGCGAAUUUGGCACAGUUUUAAACUAUGUCGUUGAGGUGGGCAUUAAUUUUCACUCUAGUAGCUUGGCUCUUUAUAUUGUGUGUCUGCUGGAGCAUGUGUUCUUCUGGAAAUUGGCCAUCAAUUGGCAACGCAUAAUGAAGCAUUGGCAUCGCGUGGAGCAGCUCUUUCUAAGUAUACCUUAUCGCUUCUAUGAUGAAUACAAAAUGAAGCGACGCAUUAACAUUGUGGUGGGUCUCAUUAUGUCAUCUGCUUUGAUUGAACACUUUUUGCUGCUGGCCAAUUCUUUUCACUUGAGCAAUCUGGAACGCACACAGUGCAACAUUAAUGUGAGCUACUUGGAAGGCGUUUACAAGUGGGAGAGGCCGCAUCUCUACAUUAUCUUGCCCUACAAGAUCUGGCUGCUGCCUUUCCUGGAGUGGAUCAACGAGACUAUUGCAUAUCCUCGCUCUUUUACUGACUGCUUUAUCAUGUGCAUUGGCAUCGGCCUCGCUGCACGUUUCCAUCAGCUGCAUCGUCGCAUUGCCGCCGUGCACAAGAAAAUAAUGCCUGCGGUCUUUUGGACAGAAGUGCGACAACAUUACUUGGCUCUGAAGCGUCUGGUGCGUCUUCUAGAUGCAGCAAUUGCGCCACUUGUGCUGCUCGCCUUUGGCAAUAACAUGUCCUUCAUCUGCUUUCAGCUAUUCAACAGUUUCAAAAACAUUGGCGUGGAUACCAUUGUCAUGGUUGCCUUUUGGUACUCGCUCAUCUUUGCUGUUGUACGCACCACUUUGACCAUUUUUGUCACGGCUUCCAUCAAUGAUUACGAACUCAAAAUAAUUACUGCGCUGCGCGAUGUGCCCUCCAAGGCGUGGACCACAGAGGUGCAACGCUUUAGCGAACAACUGGGCAAUGAUAUGACUGCGCUCUCUGGCAAUGGUUUCUUUUAUCUAACUCGUCAACUAGUGCUUGCUAUGGGCACCACAAUAAUUACGUAUGAGCUGAUGAUCUCCGAUGUCAUUAAUCAGGGCUCCAUUCGGCAGCGAACUGUUUAUUGCUAA